AUGUCGGGAGAAAAUUCAAUUUUUAAUUCCACCACAGAUUUCUACGAGAUGCCCAUUAAAGAGGAAAGUUUACAUCAAAUUAAUUUGAAUAGUAAUGCUAAAGGUGAAGAUCCCAAUUCUAUUCUUGAAGGUAAUAAUGAUGACAUUAAAGAAUCUGCAGAUGACAUUUAG
This is a messenger RNA of Entrophospora candida, 171 nucleotides long. NCBI's taxonomy places the organism in Eukaryota, Fungi, Glomeromycota, Glomeromycetes, Entrophosporales, Entrophosporaceae. The record is from the annotation of a GenBank genome assembly.